This is a messenger RNA of Drosophila mojavensis, 2888 nucleotides long. RefSeq names its product 5'-AMP-activated protein kinase catalytic subunit alpha-2 (gene AMPKalpha). Gene Ontology annotation, cellular component: cytoplasm. Bases 464 to 2215 code for a protein of 583 amino acids. The transcript has 2 exons. Gene Ontology annotation, molecular function: ATP binding; protein serine/threonine kinase activity. The record is from RefSeq and is a predicted model, not a curated record. Gene Ontology annotation, biological process: protein phosphorylation; intracellular signal transduction. Lineage: Eukaryota; Metazoa; Arthropoda; Insecta; Diptera; Drosophilidae.
UACCGUGGGGAAAAUACCAGCACACAUUCCAAUAAAGGCAAUUAACGAAGGCAACUAACGCAACGAAAGAGAAAAAAAACAAUAGCAGGAUCAGCAAACACAAAACUAUAAACGUGACUUGAUUUCGACGGCUAUAUUAUAUAUGCGCGAGUGCUAGGCUGAUACAGACGCAGCGAGUGCGUUCAAUAGGAGACAACGCAACGCAGUCCGUCGGUUAGACGAGGGCCAACUACAUAUUUUUGCCAAUGCUUCUGAAAACAGAAUACGCAAUAAAAAACUGUGCGCUGACGACCUUGCCCAUUUUGUGAAAAACGGCGGGACAAGCGGAAUAGAAUCCCAAUUUACCAUAAGAGGACUAUUGCAAUCCAAUUGCAUUGAAAAUCAUAACGAUAACGAUUACGACGAAGACGACGACGACGACACACUCACACAUCGAUAAACACCGCUGCUGCUGCAUCCCAAGAUGCCACAGUCGAGAGCCGCUGCCGCUGAGGCGGCCGCUGCUUCCAACUCCGGCGCCCAGCCGCUUGUCAAGAUUGGCCACUAUCUGCUGGGAGCGACGCUCGGCACCGGCACCUUUGGCAAGGUGAAGAUUGGCGAACAUCAAAUCACACGACUCAAGGUCGCCGUCAAGAUUCUCAAUCGUCAGAAGAUCAAGAGCCUCGAUGUGGUGUCCAAAAUCAAACGUGAAAUCCAAAACUUGAAACUCUUCCGGCAUCCGCACAUCAUCAAGCUAUACCAGGUCAUCUCCACACCAUCGGAUAUAUUCAUGAUCAUGGAAUAUGUGAGCGGCGGAGAGUUGUUCGAUUAUAUUGUAAAGCAUGGCAAGCUGCAGGAGCAUCAGGCGCGCCGCUUCUUCCAGCAGAUCAUAUCGGGCGUGGACUACUGCCACAGGCAUAUGAUAGUGCAUCGAGAUCUGAAGCCGGAGAAUCUGCUGCUCGAUCACAAUAUGCACGUGAAGAUCGCCGACUUUGGCCUGUCCAACAUGAUGCUCGAUGGCGAGUUCUUGCGCACGUCUUGCGGCUCACCCAACUAUGCGGCGCCCGAGGUGAUUUCGGGUAAACUGUAUGCCGGUCCGGAGGUGGACAUCUGGUCAUGCGGUGUCAUCCUGUACGCGCUGCUCUGCGGCACUCUGCCGUUCGAUGACGAGCAUGUGCCGUCGCUGUUUCGCAAAAUCAAAUCGGGCAUCUUUCCCAUACCGGAGUACCUGAACAAGCAGGUGGUGAAUCUAGUGUGUCAGAUGCUGCAGGUGGAUCCGCUGAAGCGUGCCACCAUCGAGGAGAUCAAGAAGCACGAGUGGUUCCAGAAGGAUCUGCCCGCCUAUCUCUUCCCCUCGUCCAUUGAGCAGGACUCGAACGUGAUCGACACGUAUGCCGUGGCCGAGGUCUGCACCAAGUUCGGCGUCAAGGAGUCCGAGGUGCACAACUCCCUGCUCAGUGGCGAUCCGCACGACCAGCUGGCCAUCGCCUACCAUCUGAUCAUUGACAACAAGCGCUUUGCGGACGAUGCGGCCACUCAGAUAAGUGAGAUUAACAAUUUUUUUGUGGCCGGCUCGCCGCCACCGCCCACAGCCCAUUCGCCGCACGAGCCGCGCUCGAGUGCCCAGGAGUCGGGCGCACAGGGAGGAGGCGCCACUGUCACCAUCGGCGGCGGCACGGCGGCCAGCUCUGGCACAGCCACGCCCAGCGGCCUGGGUAGCAGUGCUACGCCCACCAUACGGCCACAUCCCGAGCGCAUUGCACCGAUGCGUGAACGCCAGCUGGCCAUGUCCGUGCAGAAUACGGGCGGAGCCGCCUUCCCGGAGAAGACAGCACGCGGCGGCACUCCGAUCAAGCGCGCCAAAUGGCAUCUGGGCAUACGAUCGCAGAGCAAGCCGAACGACAUCAUGCUCGAGGUGUAUCGCGCCAUGAAGGCCCUCAACUACGAGUGGAAGAUCAUCAAUCCGUAUCAUGUGCGUGUCCGGCGCCAGAACGUGAAGACUGGCAAAUAUUCAAAGAUGUCGCUGCAGCUCUACCAGGUGGACCCCAAGAGCUAUCUGCUCGACUUCAAAUCACUGACCAACGACGAAGUCGAACAGGGCGACGAUGUGAUCAUGGAGAGCCUGACGCCGCCGCCAUUGAGUGUGGGUGGCACGAUGCCAGUGCAGCCCACUGGACACCAUACGAUGGAGUUCUUCGAGAUGUGCGCCGCACUCAUCAUACAGCUGGCGCGCUAACGGCCACGCCUACCCAAAAAAAAAUAUAUAAAAAAUACACAAGCGCCUACACAACUAUAAGAUAUGGCAAAUGCAAGAGAGGAGCCAGAGUGCGAGAGUCAGAGACAGAGAGAGAGAGAGAGAGAGAGAGAGAGCGAGAGCGAGAGAGAGAGAGAGAGAGAGAGAGCGAGAGAGAGAAAGAGGAGCGAAAGCGAGCAUUGUAGCUUUGCCAUGUUAAUAUUAUUAUUAUUAUUAUAAUUAUUAUUAUUAUAUAUAUAUAAAUAUAUAUCCCUCUAAUGCCCCUCUACCAACCCUUUACCUACCUACCCCGCAACUCCCCAAACCUAGCAAAUUGUUAAGCAAAGCAAAGCAAAACCAAAAUUUUUCAUGUUGAUAAUGCUUAAGUUUGUUUGUUUUCUUUUUUUUUUUUUAAUAUUUUGUAUUUCUUUUUGUCAAUUUUACAUUUGAUCUAUAUUAAUAUAUACAUUUAUUGUAAUAGCUACUGUAUCAAAAGUCAACAACGACACACACAGAUUGUAUUCAAUAUGUUUUCCCUCUCCCCGUACUUCUGCUAGAUGUGGCCUAAGGCACAGCUAAAGUUACACACAAGCAAACAGAAAAUUUGUUACUCUAACUGUAAUAAGACAAAAGAUGAAAAGUGCAACAAAAUAUAUAUACAAUAUUUCCAUACAAA